UCACACAGCUCCUCAGCAGGCCUUCCCCCUUUUGCAGGGAAGGGAACCAUCAGAAAAAGCCACGUAGCCCCCCAGCUGGUCCAUUUAGGUGUAUUUAUGUGAAAUUCCAGAGAAAGAGGCCUCUGGUUGCCAACAGCAUGGACUUUCUUGAAUUUUGGGUUGUCAGAAUGGGUAUGGGAAGGGGAAUCCUUGCUACUGCACAUUACAAGCUCAAUGGCGGAUUACUAAACUAACCUUCUGGACUAUAACAUUCCUGUACAAGACAACAGGUAAAGACAACAAGAAUCCUACAAUAAAAGAUAAUCAUACUAAAGAAGAAUCCCUUGUGAUUUAUUAGACACCAAGAACAAAAACAUGGCUUUGAUGCCCAUAAAAUUUAACUUGGCCAAGCGGGUCAAGCUGGCCCAAGGACUGUGGCUCCUGUUCUGGCUCUCUGUCAUGGCUGGGAUCCUUGUCUUCAGCAUGGGGAUCUUCUUCAAGAUUGAGUUGCGUAAGAGGAGUGAGAUAAUGGAUAACAAUGAGAGCCAUUUUGUGCCCAAUCUGCUUAUUCUGGUAGGACUCGUGGCCUGUGGUAUCAAUGCUUUUGGGGGCAAAGUGUGCCAUGACUCCCUUGACACAAUCAAAUUCACCAAGUGGAAACCUAUGUUGAAGAUCUACAUGAGCGGAUGUGUGGCUUUUUGCAUUGCCCUUUUUGUCACGGCUCUACUGUGUUUUCUGAUGCAAAUUUCUCUGCAUUUCGCCCUGGCUGAAGGCCUGAAGAAUGGAAUGAAGUACUACAAAGAUACAGACACGCCAGGACGAUGCUCAUUGAAGAGAACCCUAGAUAUGACCCAGAUCGAGUUCCACUGCUGUGGCAACAACAACUACAGGGACUGGUUUGAGAUCCAGUGGAUUAGCAACCGCUACCUGGACUUCAGCAAUGACGAGGUUAAAGCCCGUGUCCAGAGCAACGUGGAAGGCAAAUACUUGAUGGAAAGCAUUCCCUUCAGCUGCUGCAACCCUGGCUCCCCUCGCCCUUGUAUCCAGCAUCACCUGACCAACAACUCUGCUCACUACAGCUACGACCACCACACUGAGGACCUAAACAUCUGGACCAGAGGCUGCCGUGAGGCUCUGGUGUCCUACUAUGGGGGCAUGAUGAACAGUAUUGGUGCUUUUGUGCUGCUUUUCAUUAUUAUGCAGGCUGCCGUGACUGUCGGUUUGCAGUACCUGACCACUUCGCUGGAAACCCUGGCAGACCCAGAGAGUCUUGAGAGUGAAAGUGAGGGAUGGCUGUUGGAAAAGAGUGUGAAGGAGACACUUUCUGACAUCAUGACAAGGCUUAAGUCAUUGUUUAAAGGCAACCAGGUAGAGGCAGAAGCAGAAGCAGCUCCCACAGAAAGCUGAGAGUCAUGACCCCUCCCACACCAUCAUGUCUGUGGACACUUCUACCUUUGGGAGAAGGAAUGCAUGAAAGUCUGUCUCUUAAAAAUCUAGGUAUAUGCAUACAUAUAAGAUCAAUACACCUACAUUUUAAUGGGAAUCCAAUUGAUAUGUGAAUUUACACACUACAAUGUAAAUAUGAAUUACAUUUAAAUUAACUAGUUUAUUUUUUAUAUAUAUUUUAAGAAUUAAAUAUAUAUGUAAAUGUCCUGAUAUUAUCAUUUAACCAUACCAGAUAUUCAGACCAAAUAAGUGUAACUGUAUAAAUAACUGUCCAUGUCCGUCUGCAGUAGUAUAAAGUUUGAUCUUUAUAUUUUCAAUUUAUUUAUUGGUCGAGCGGAUGUUUAACCUGACAGCCUCACACAUACAAUAUCACUUUUCACCAUCAAUUAGGUGUUAUUAAAUCACUUUUCAGUAAGAAAUGACUUUUUUUGAAGGGGUCACAGGGCAGCUUUUAACCGGCAGCUGAGGAAAAUGUGUUUUUGUAAACGUUCAGUCACCUCCCAGACCUUAAAGGGAUGGAAACAGUGGCACACAUUGCUUUUUACACAACGCUGCCUUUAACAGACCUUAGGUUGUCUGACGAUUUUCAAAAGCAUGUUGAUGGUGAUCUACUGGAGAGCAGAACUCUAACAAUGGGGAAACUAUUCUUUUAUCAACAGAAUAUUGUACUCAUGUUUACCAUUAAUGUGUGCAGUUCUCUGGUUAAAUAUCUGCUUCACAAGUUGAAGAGAUGUGGAAACAGGCUUUCUGACUCAACUUCAGUGCUCUGUUGAGUUCACCGUUGUGGGACAGUUACAAAAGUUUUCAAACUUGUAAAAGAUUCUAGUCACUUGUGUGUUUUUUUAAUCUAAGUUGGACAACACAUUUCAUUUUUCAUAUAUUGUGUGAUUUUUUUAUUUUUUAUUUUCACAGGCACCUCUCUUACUGUACAUUUGACCUUGACUUUGCAAUUAUGUCAGUUGUUGUGUAUUGAGUGAAUCAUAUAG
Molecule: messenger RNA, 2411 nt
Organism: Carassius carassius (crucian carp)
Lineage: Eukaryota; Metazoa; Chordata; Actinopteri; Cypriniformes; Cyprinidae
Product: peripherin-2-like
Exons: 3
Coding region: 355-1386 (343 amino acids)
Biological process (GO): visual perception
Cellular component (GO): membrane
Source: RefSeq, a predicted model, not a curated record